Staurois parvus is the source of this 301-nucleotide messenger RNA. The record is from the annotation of a GenBank genome assembly. Lineage: Eukaryota; Metazoa; Chordata; Amphibia; Anura; Ranidae.
UAUAGUGAAUGCAGGGUCCGGGGAGAGCAGAUAUAGUGAAUGCAGGGUUCGGGGAGACCAGAUAUAGUGAAUGCAGGGUCCGGGGAGAGCGGAUAUAGUGAAUGCAGGGUCUGGGGAGACCAGAUAUAGUGAAUGCAGGGGUCCGGGGAGAGCAGAUAUAGUGAAUGCAGGGUCCGGGGAGACCAGAUAUAGUGAAUGCAGGGUCCGGGGAGAGUGGAUAUAGUGAAUGCAGGGUACGGGGAGAGCGGAUAUAGUGAAUGCAGGGUCCGGGGAGACCAGAUAUAGUGAAUGCGGGGUCCGG